Messenger RNA from Lithohypha guttulata, 4851 nucleotides. RefSeq names its product Multidrug resistance protein (gene CDR1). The record is from RefSeq and is a predicted model, not a curated record. NCBI's taxonomy places the organism in Eukaryota, Fungi, Ascomycota, Eurotiomycetes, Chaetothyriales, Trichomeriaceae. The transcript has a single exon. Gene Ontology annotation, biological process: transmembrane transport. Gene Ontology annotation, cellular component: membrane. Bases 1 to 4851 code for a protein of 1616 amino acids. Gene Ontology annotation, molecular function: ABC-type transporter activity; ATP hydrolysis activity; ATP binding.
AUGAGUGUCGUGGGAAGCUUAGGUCUCCUCAACAACUAUGAUCGCUCAGCGGAAAUGGCAGGCGCUCCCUCGCCCACAAGGGUCCGUCGCCACUCUUUCUUCCACAAUGAGGAGAGACAGAUUCCAGAACCAUUUCCUGCUACUCGACAACGUACACGGUCUACAUCAAAACCAAUUGGAGAUGGUGGAGACUCAACCGCUGUGCCUACUCCUGACAUGAGCAGAGCUGCAUCGGGUGAGCGACCGCUUGCCGAGAAGCUCGACGAUCGAAGCUCUUCUGAUGAGGAAGGUAACGCCCACGUGAGAGAGCUUGCACGCCAAUAUACCCGCCAGUCGAUAGCAAGCCAGAGCGCCGACACGGAUGUAUUCCACGCCGAACCUGAUAGCGAGCUCGACCCAAACUCUGACAAUUUCAAACCAAGGAAAUGGACAAAGGCAAUGUUGAACAUGCGCCAAAAAAGCGAAGGCUUUGUCGAGCGGACAGCUGGUGUCUCUUUCAAAAACAUGAGCGCCUGGGGUCAAGCUAGCGAGGCCGACUACCAGUCCAGUGUUGGUAACGUCUGGCUUCAGGUGGCAGGCACAGCUCGAGAUCUUCUUGCUCGCAGAAAGAAGCGCAAGAUCGAUAUCUUGCAGGGUCUGGAUGGUCUUGUCAAGCCAGGUGAGCUGCUGGUCGUCCUCGGCCCUCCGGGUUCAGGAUGCUCUACCUUCUUGAAAACACUCACAGGCGAAACCAAUGGUUUCAACGUGGGUCAGGAAUCCGAAAUCAACUACACAGGUAUCAGCUACGACGAGAUGCACAAGUACUUCCGUGGCGAAGCCAUAUACACCGCCGAGCAAGACAUUCAUUUCCCUGCGAUGCUGGUGGGCGACACUCUCUACUUCGCCGCCAGAGCUCGUGCGCCGCGCAAUCUCCCUGGCAACGUUGGUAAAAAGCAGUAUGCCGAGCACUUGCGAGAUGUGAUUAUGGCAACCUUUGGUAUCAGGCAUACAAUCAACACGAAAGUUGGAAACGAAUUCGUCCGGGGUGUGUCAGGUGGUGAGCGCAAACGUGUCACUAUUGCUGAAGCCUGCCUUUCUGGUGCUCCUCUACAAGCAUGGGACAACUCAACCAGAGGUCUUGACAGCGCCAAUGCCAUUGAGUUUUGCAAAACUCUGCGCGUCGAGUGUGAGGUGUCAAAUGUAGCAGCCAUGGUAGCUAUCUAUCAGGCUCCUCAGGCAGCUUACGAGAUCUUCGACAAGGCCAUCGUCCUGUACGAGGGUCGUCAAAUAUUCUUCGGUGGCGCUCAACAAGCAAAGCGAUAUUUCGAAAAGCUAGGCUUCGACUGCCCUCCACGACAAACUGAUGCUGAUUUCUUGACAUCGAUGACAAGCCCUGUCGAACGAGUCGUCAGGAAGGGAUACGAGAACAAGGUACCACGAACCCCUGAUGAAUUCGCUGCUGCUUGGAAAGGUAGUGCCGAAUAUAAGACUCUUAUCGCUGAGAUCGACGCCUACAACAAAGAGCAUCCGGUUGGUGGUGAAGACGCUGCACGCUUCAAAGAGUCUCGAAAAGGCCAACAAGCCAAGCGUCAACGUUUGAAAUCACCCUUCACACUGUCUUACGGUCAACAGAUCCAGCUGUGCUUGUGGAGAGGUCUCAAGCGCCUGCAGGCAGACCCAAGUCUCACUUUUGUUCAGCUCUUCGGUAACUUCAUCAUGGCUCUGGUCAUCGGUUCGGUCUUCUAUAACUUGCAAGAUGUCACCUCGUCUUUUUUCUCCCGAGGUGCCUUGCUCUUCUUCGCCAUCCUCAUGAGUGCCUUUGGCUCGGCGCUGGAGAUUUUGACCCUGUAUGCACAGCGACCAAUCAUUGAGAAGCACGAACGUUAUGCUCUCUAUCAUCCAUCGGCCGAAGCUUAUGCCUCGAUGUUGACAGAUUUGCCGUACAAAAUUGGCAACGCUAUCACUUUCAACGUGGCACUUUACUUCAUGACAAAUUUGAGACGAGAGGCCGGCAGAUUUUUCUUCUUCCUGCUCAUCUCUUUCAUGCUUACACUAACCAUGAGUAUGAUGUUUCGCACGAUCGCCUCUGUCAGUCGCACCCUGCAGCAAGCACUCACACCAGCAGCUAUCCUGAUCUUGGCUAUUGUCAUCUAUACUGGUUUCGCUAUUCCCACACCAUAUAUGCUCGGAUGGUCCCGAUGGAUCAACUACCUCGAUCCAGUUGCCUAUGCCUUCGAGGCUCUUGUGGUCAACGAGUUUCAUAAUCGACUAUUCCAAUGCGAUCAAUUUGCACCAGGUUACGGCGAUUUGGCGAACAACAUAUGCGCAGUUCAAGGAGCAGUUGCAGGCCAGGAGACCGUUCUAGGCGAUGACUUUGUCGGCAUCUCCUACAGAUACUACAACAGUAACAAAUGGAGGAAUUUCGGUAUCCUGUGGGUCUUCAUGAUCGGUCUCGCCGUCAUCUACCUCAUUGCUGCUGAAAAAGUCUCUGCUAAGAAAUCGAAAGGUGAGAUUCUCGUCUUCCGCCGAGGCCACAUCCCUGAGCAACUUACAAAGAGCACUCCGGACGAUGCUGAAGCCGCUGGUUUGGCUGAAAAGACACCCAUGGACCGUGAGCAGGCUCAGGAGGACGCUGCGAACAUUAUCCAGCGCCAAGAAGCAAUCUUCCAGUGGCGUGACGUGUGCUACGACAUUAAGAUCAAAAGCGAAACUCGUCGUAUCCUCGAUCAUGUGGAUGGUUGGGUAAAGCCUGGUACUCUUACGGCUCUAAUGGGUGUCAGUGGAGCAGGCAAGACCACACUCCUGGAUGUUCUGGCUACUCGUGUGACGAUGGGAGUUAUAUCUGGCGAAAUGCUUGUCGAUGGUCGACCUCGAGAUGAAUCCUUCCAGCGCAAGACCGGUUAUGCUCAACAACAAGACCUUCAUUUGUCGACCUCGACUGUCCGAGAAGCUUUGGCUUUCAGUGCUUUACUCAGACAACCUGCUGCCAUACCAAGAGCCGAAAAGCUUCAAUACGUCGAGGAAGUCAUCAAACUGCUUGAAAUGGAACAAUAUGCCGAUGCUGUCGUGGGUAUCCUUGGAGAAGGCCUCAACGUUGAACAGAGAAAGCGUCUGACUAUAGGCGUGGAGCUAGCUGCGAAACCUGAACUACUGCUUUUCUUGGACGAACCUACUUCUGGCCUUGACUCUCAGACAUCGUGGUCGAUCUUGAAUUUACUCGAAAAGCUCACGAAAAACGGACAGGCUAUCCUUUGCACCAUCCAUCAACCGUCGGCUAUGCUCUUCCAGCGUUUCGAUCGUCUGCUCUUCCUUGCCAAGGGCGGAAAGACCGUCUAUUUCGGGGAUGUUGGAGAGGGCGCAAAGACUUUAACAAGUUAUUUCGAACGCAACGGUGCACAUCCUUGUGAGGAGAACCAGAACCCAAGUGAAUGGAUGCUCGAAGUCAUUGGCGCGGCUCCAGGUUCCAGCACCGAUAUCGACUGGUUUGAUACUUGGCGAAAUUCACCUGAAUACCGAAAAGUGCAAGAAGAACUUGAUACUCUGAAGCACGAGCGUCCCGGACUCAGUCGUGUGCAGACACGAUCGAAGGACAAAGCAAGUUAUCGCGAAUUUGCUGCUCCUUUCUGGCAACAAUAUAUUUGUGUUCAGCGACGUGUUUUCGAGCAAUACUGGCGUACACCAUCUUACAUCUACGCAAAAUGGGCACUUUGCACACUAAGCGGUUUGUUCAUCGGCUUCUCCUUCUUCCAAGCUGCAAAUACUCGACAAGGUCUUCAGAAUCAGCUAUUCGGACUUUUCCUGUUAUUCACGAUCUUUGGUCAAUUGGUCCAGCAGAUUAUGCCUCUCUUUGUUACUCAAAGAGCUCUCUACGAAGUGAGAGAGCGACCUUCGAAGACCUACUCGUGGAAGGCAUUCAUGUUGUCGAACAUUGUGGCUGAAUUGCCCUACAAUGCUAUUGCAGCAACGCUCCUCUUCUUUUGCUGGUAUUAUCCAAUUGGUCUCUACAACAACGCCGGAGAUGCAGUGACUGAGCGAGGUGCUCUAAUGUGGCUCUUCAUCUUGGCAUUCCUGUUCUUCGCCUCGACAUUUGCCCACAUGGUCAUUGCGGCGAUUGACACAGCUGAGUCUGGUGGCAAUAUUGCUAACCUCGCAUUCUCCUUAUGUUUGAUUUUCUGCGGUGUUCUCGCAGGACCAAGUCAGUUUCCUGGGUUCUGGAUCUUCAUGUACAGAGUUUCUCCAUUCACCUAUCUUGUCGAAGGUAUGUUGGCGACAGCUGUCAAGGAUGCCGCAGCUACUUGUCUUGACAUCGACUUUCUGCGAUUCCCUCCACCAGCCGACCAAACUUGCCAGUCUUACCUUGACCCCUACAUCACCCAAGCAGGAGGUUAUCUUCAACCAGGCACUGAGCAGUCCACAACCAAUUGCUCGUUCUGUCAACUCAGCUCUACAAACACCUUCCUCCAGUCCGUCAACAUCAAUCCCAAUAACGCUUGGCGCGAUUUUGGUAUCAUGUGGGCUUUCAUUAUCUUCAAUAUCUUUGCUGCUCUCGCACUAUACUGGCUUGUUCGCAUGCCCAAAGGCAAGAAGGACAAGGAGGAGAAGCAGACUACGCAGCCAACCACCUCAAAAUCCGGCCCAGAUGCUGAUGCGUCUGAUCUGGAAAAGGGCAACAGCUACAGCGAGGGAGCUGUGAUAAGUCAAGCUCAGGCUGGAAAGCACACAACAGCACCCCAACCUGUCGAGCAGGAGUUCCAGCCUAUCAAGGCACCCACCGACCAGGAGAAGUCCGGGCAGGAAUUCCUGCCAACCAAAGCACCUGUGGAUCUCGAGAAGGGCCACGAGGACAUGGUGUACCCGAAAGUUGUUGUAUAG